Misgurnus anguillicaudatus (oriental weatherfish) is the source of this 1235-nucleotide messenger RNA. RefSeq names its product arrestin domain-containing protein 3. Gene Ontology annotation, biological process: protein transport. Gene Ontology annotation, cellular component: cytoplasm; plasma membrane. The record is from RefSeq and is a predicted model, not a curated record. NCBI's taxonomy places the organism in Eukaryota, Metazoa, Chordata, Actinopteri, Cypriniformes, Cobitidae.
ACGCCCACUUCCCCGAGGACCCUGUCCCUGGCUAGGUGAACACUACAUACAAACACACACCCAAACAUGGCACCAACCAUCAAAGAGCUCAGUGUUCAUUACGAUCCGAUAAAUGAAAGCAAUACAUUUGCUAGUGGUGACAUUGUGGAGGGGCGAGCUGUUUUGGAAGUGACCAAAGAAAUUAAGGUGGACAGUUUGUUCGUGAAGUUUACGGGGGACGCACACGUACACUGGACCGAAGGCUCAGGCGAUGAUGAAACAACCUACAGCGACCAUGAAAGAUACUUCAAAAUAAAGCAGUAUUUCAUUCAAGACAGCUCUAAAAGAGGUCAAGUAGAAAAGAAUACGACUCUUAUAAGUGGAGAGAUUUAUGGGCAAACUGUGAAGCCAGGGUGCCAUGUUUUUCCGUUCAGAUUUCAGCUGCCACAAAAGAAUAUGCCUCCAUCUUUUAAAGCGUGUCAUGGAUGGGUAAAGUACAGUUUGGAAGUAAAGCUAAACAGGCCUUGGAAGAUGGCUUCUACUAAAUCAACAGAAUUGACCUUCGUGUUAAGAAAUGAUGGCACCAAUGAUCAUUUACUGCAACCACAAGUUGGCACUAAAGACAAGAAGUUGAAAUUCUUUGCCUCGGGAAAAACCUCAAUUACAGCAACAACUGAGAAAUCGGGCUAUAUGCAAGGUGAGCAAAUUAAAGUUUUUGUCGACAUUGACAACUCUUCAUCUCGUGAUGUCAAGCUAAAAUACAGCCUCAAGCAACAUCAGACCUUCAUUGCUGGGAAAAGUACUAAUAGAGGAUAUAAAGACAUAGUCAAAGAAACCAAGGACUGCAUUCCAUCUGGAGAAAAGAAAAAAGUCACAGUAGACCUAAAGCUCCCACCUGACAUGGAUGUCACUAUAGAAAACUGUAGAAUAAUUAAAGUGGAGUAUGAACUCAAGAUUUAUCUGGAUGUGCGCUUUGCCUCAGAUCCAGAAAUCAAAUUCCCACUGGUUAUUCUUCCAUUCGUCCAGCAGUUUGCUCCGUGGCAAGGCCCACCUGGAGGAUUCCAGCCUAACCUCUUUCUACCUCCUGCACCAGCCGGGCUACCACCUGCACCAGCCCCAGGGCUGUACCCCUGUCUUUUCAACCCAGAAAAUGCAAAUCCACCUCACCCAGUUUUUGAUCUCAAUCAAGGAUCUUCUCUUAAAGGUGAAGCGGAGGAUUUUCUCAAAUAUUAGAAAAGAACCGCCUUCUUCACUUU